CCCAAAAAAAAUACGUCCACUUUCUGAAAUCGAAGCAUAAAAUUGUGUACUUCAUUUUGUCAAAGUGAUACCAUAAAGAACUGAAAUAGAAAAUGCUUGUCGAACUCCUUUUUCUCAUCAUUUUGCUUUCAAUGCAGCUUGUCGGGUGUCAGAAGAAGAAGAACGAUGCUACCAAGUUGAAACCACGUAACCUCGAUAAACCUGGUGGAGGUUCUGGUAGAGCUCCUUUCGAUAAAAAACCUUCGUCUGAUGAUAUUAAGAAUUUGGAACCUGUUAAAGAAGAAAAAAUGGCCGAACGUCCUGCUGAUGAUAAUGAGACAAUCAACGAUGCAAAAUCAAACUGGGGAACUGUUUCUUGA
Caenorhabditis elegans is the source of this 359-nucleotide messenger RNA. RefSeq lists its product as uncharacterized. The transcript is spliced from 3 exons. Bases 93 to 359 code for a protein of 88 amino acids. The record is from RefSeq and is marked reviewed. Lineage: Eukaryota; Metazoa; Nematoda; Chromadorea; Rhabditida; Rhabditidae.